AUGUUUCCGAUCUGGUUGUACAGCGAAUACAUCGAACCACUAGGAUGCAUUCUCCGGCUCCACGUGGGUGACAAUGACACUGUUUCUUAUCUCACAGACACUAUCCUGUACGAAAAGUUCAAGCCCAAGUUCACCUCCGACAACUUGUACACCGAGCACCUCCAAAUAUUCCACCUGGAAUCUGGGCUCCCAGUCGAACCGGAGAAGACGUUAAAAGAGCGCAAGCGCCAAGUUGAAGGCCAACUCGUCCCAGCGAAGCUCACCUCCGAGAAGGUCCUGGACGACCGCCCUGUUCCAGAUGAAGACAUAGCUCCUGUUGAGCUUUUGUAUGAUGGCUUUGGCCUGUUCACAGAUAUCUUUAACGGCAAGGACAACAUCCCUGGUCUGUCGGAAGUAGAUCGAGCGGGAGUACGAGCAGCAGUUGAUGAUUUUGCAGCCAAGAUGUGUCUCGCCUAUGAGAAGGAAGACGACUGCAGGGACGAAGGCCCGCCCUUGACCGCAUUUUCGCAGCGCGCACAGGCGUCAAGAUUCCUUCUCCACAAGCGGCUUCCACACAGACGAAUGGCCACAAUCUCGGCAAACAUGGCGUGGUUGCAACGGUUGUCGAGUGCAAAAACGAGCCUAUGGGAGACGCUAUACCCGAAGUUGAGCUCGAUGGAGAAUGCCUUGUCUAGGUCUGACCAUCGUUGGUACGAGGCAUCUGGAAUGUUUUAUGUGCUUAACCUGAUCCUUCGAGCCAACCAGGGGAUCGCAUUACGUUCUAUGCUGUCGUUGCUGUUGGUCAUCAGUGUCGACUUAUGCCUCUCACUCCCUCCCUAUCGUGUAUUGAAGCUGCUUCUAGCGGCGCGGAUCGCAAGGCCCUCUACUCUGCCUUCGUUGCUGCUUCUGUCCUACAAGCUCGUAGACAUUGACAAAUUUCUGGCCUCAUCACCCCCCAAGAUUCCACCCAAUGCACAUCGGUAUCCGGCGAUAUCCAGGUUGCGUGAAUACCCCACUGGGUCCGAUGGCUAUCUCUCCUUCCAGAUCCUGCAAUUUUAUCCCGACAGGCAAAGCUACCCACAAUUUUACAUCGCAGAGACGAGUGACAAGCGGAGAAUCCUCGUCAAGUUCGUCAAGUGCUACUCACUCGACCUGCAUGCGCUUUGUGCCCGCCAUGGACACGCUCCGGAGAUUCUCGCCUUUGAGGCCCUGGUGGUUGGCAGGCUAUAG
Cyclocybe aegerita is the source of this 1209-nucleotide messenger RNA. NCBI's taxonomy places the organism in Eukaryota, Fungi, Basidiomycota, Agaricomycetes, Agaricales, Hemipholiotaceae. The record is from the annotation of a GenBank genome assembly.